Molecule: messenger RNA, 3618 nt
Organism: Populus nigra (black poplar)
Lineage: Eukaryota; Viridiplantae; Streptophyta; Magnoliopsida; Malpighiales; Salicaceae
Product: receptor protein kinase TMK1-like
Exons: 2
Coding region: 412-3294 (960 amino acids)
Biological process (GO): protein phosphorylation
Molecular function (GO): protein binding; protein kinase activity; ATP binding
Source: RefSeq, a predicted model, not a curated record
UAAGAAAAGAUAGAUAGAAGAGAGAGGGGUGGGGGAGAGAGGCACAGUCAUUGUGGUGCACUACUUGAACUUUUAGGGUUUGAGUGUUCAAAGAUUUAGUUAAACAAAAACCUUAAAAGUACUAGAUGAUGAUCUGAAUGUUCCUGUCUUUGUCUCCACCUCUGUUAGUCACCAUUUCCUCUUCUGGGUCCUCUCCAAUCUCCUUCAAAAUCUUAGCCUUUCCAACUUUCACUUCUUGUUCUUCAAAAACUUUGUUAUAAAUCUUGUUCCCUGCAUCUGGGUCUUGUAGUUUACACCCUUUUGUGGUAUUUGACACGUGAAAGCCCUAGUUUUUAUGUGGGAUUUUAAGGUGCAUUGGGAGGGUUAGUUUCAUUCUUUUAGUAUGUUGAUUUGGUAAUAGGCGGUGAAAGUAUGAAGCUUUGCAACCUGUUGUUUUUAUUGUUGUUGUUGUUGGGUUGUGUCACAUUGGGGUAUAGUGUUACAGAUCCUAAUGACCUUAAGAUCUUGUUAGAUUUCCAGAAGGGGUUGGAGAAUCCAGAGCUUCUCAAAUGGCCUGCCAAUGGUGAUGAUCCUUGUGGCCCUCCUUUAUGGCCUCAUGUUUUUUGUUCUGAUGGCAGAGUCACACAAGUUCAGGUCCAAAGUAUGGGUCUUCAAGGACCCCUCCCUCCAAAUUUUAACCAGCUCUCAAAGCUUUACAAUAUAGGCCUCCAGAGAAACAAUUUCACUGGGAAACUCCCCACCUUUAAAGGAUUAUCUGAAUUAGAAUUUGCUUUCUUGGAUUACAAUAAUUUUGAUACAAUCCCGUCUGAUUUCUUUGUUGGACUUAGUAGCAUAAGGGUUUUGGCUUUGGAUAGCAAUCCUUUGAAUGAGAGUACUGGAUGGUCUCUUCCCAGUGAGUUAGCAGAUUCUGUUCAGUUAACAAAUCUUUCAGUGUCUUCAAGCAAUUUGGCUGGUUCAUUGCCUGAUUUUCUAGGCAGCAUGCAAUCUCUUAGUAAUCUAAGACUUUCUUAUAAUAGAUUAUCUGGCGAAAUUCCUGCGAGUUUUGGGAAAUCUUUGAUGUCUACUCUGCUGUUGAAUAAUCAAGAAGGAGGUGGCAUGAGUGGUCCGAUUGAUGUUAUUGCAAGCAUGACAUCACUGUCCCAACUAUGGCUUCAUGGGAAUUCUUUCACUGGAACAAUACCUGAGAACAUUGGUGGUUUGUCUUUGUUGAGAGAUCUUAAUCUCAACGGGAAUAAGCUUGUUGGUUUGGUUCCUCAGAGCUUGGCAGAUAUGCCGCUGGAUAAUUUGGACUUGAACAAUAAUCAACUGAUGGGUCCAGUGCCGAUGUUCAAGGCUGGUAAGGUUUCUUAUGAAUCCAAUCCUUUUUGUCAAUCUAAACCUGGUUUGGAAUGUGCCCCAGAAGUUAAUGCCCUUUUGGACUUUCUUGGUGGUGUGAAUUAUCCUUCAAUCCUUACUUCUCAGUGGUCUGGUAAUGAUCCAUGUCAAGGAUCAUGGUUGGGAUUGAAUUGUGAUUCUAAUUCAAAGGUUUCUGUCAUAAAUCUGCUUAGGCAUAAUCUUACUGGCACUCUUAGUCCAUCAAUUGCAAGAUUAGAUUCACUGAUUGAAAUUGAUCUUGGAGGAAACAGUAUAAAGGGCACAAUUCCUAGCAAUUUCACGAAUUUGAACUCUUUGAGAUUGUUGGAUGUUAGUGGAAACAACCUUGGUCCUCCAUUGCCCAAGUUUCGGACUAGUGUGAAGCUUGUUGUUGAUGGAAAUCCUCUUCUGGAUGGUGGGAAUCAGACGCACCAACCCCCCUCCUCUGCUAGCAGCCCUCCUACAGGGAGUUUUACUCCACCAGAGAAUCCUCCACGAGGCAGUGCACCGCCUUCGCCAUCCACUAUGCCUUUCAGUCCACCUUCUCCAACAUCAAUCUCAAACACAAAUCAAAGAACCAAACUGGUAAUUGUGGGUGGAAUUUUUGCCGGUUCAUUGUUGGCUAUCGUGUUGAUUGCUUUGUCUCUAUAUUGUUGCUUUAAGAAGAGAAAAGAGACCUCAAAUCCUCCCAGUUCCAUUGUGGUUCAUCCUAGAGAUCCGUCUGAUCCAGAAAAUAUUGUUAAGAUUGCAUUUUCCAAUAACACCAUCAGAAGCUUGUCCACUCAAACCGGAAUUAGUUCUGUCAGUAAUACCAGUAAUCUUACAGAAAAUUCUUCUUUGGUUGAGUCUGGAAAUGUGGUUAUAUCUGUCCAAGUUCUUCGCAAGGUGACAGAUAACUUUGCCCAAAAGAAUCAGCUUGGCUCUGGUGGAUUUGGCAUUGUCUACAAGGGUGAAUUGGAAGAUGGGACUAAAAUAGCUGUCAAGAGAAUGGAGGCCGGGGUGAUGGGCAGUAAAGCUGGGGAUGAGUUUCAGGCUGAGAUUGCCGUUCUUUCUAAAGUUCGGCAUCGACAUCUGGUUUCUCUCCUAGGGUAUUCUAUUGAAGGCAACGAGAGACUUCUUGUUUAUGAAUACAUGCCUCAAGGUGCUUUAAGUAUGCAUCUUUUUCAUUGGAAGAAACUGAACUUGGAACCUCUGUCUUGGAUGAGAAGAUUGAGCAUUGCACUGGAUGUUGCGAGGGGGGUGGAAUAUCUUCAUAGUUUGGCUCGACAGACAUUUAUUCACCGAGAUCUCAAAUCAUCUAACAUUCUUCUAGGUGAUGAUUUUCACGCAAAGGUUUCUGAUUUCGGGCUGGUGAAACUUGCUCCGGACAGAGAACAGUCUGUUGCGACAAGACUAGCUGGAACCUUUGGUUACCUCGCACCUGAAUAUGCUGUUAUGGGGAAGAUAACAACUAAAGUUGAUGUGUUCAGUUAUGGAGUGGUAUUGAUGGAACUUUUGACCGGGUUAACAGCCCUCGAUGAGGAGCGCCCUGAGGAAAGCCGAUACUUGGCUGAGUGGUUUUGGCGAAUCAAGUCAAGCAAAGAGAAGCUUAUGGCUGCCAUUGACCCAGCUCUUAACGUCAAUGACGAGACAUUUGAGAGCAUCUCCAGCAUAGCUGAAUUGGCUGGGCAUUGCACUUCAAGGGAUCCAAACCACCGGCCUGAUAUGGGUCAUGCAGUGAAUGUGUUGGUGCCACUUGUUGAGAAAUGGAAACCAGUUAAUGACGAAUCCGAAGACUUCUAUGGCAUUGAUUACAGCCAGCCACUUCCUGAGAUGUUAAAAGUUUGGCAGGAUGCUGACAGCACUGGGCUAAGUUAUACCAGUCUUAGUGACAGCAAGGGUAGUAUUCCAGCCAGACCAGCUGGGUUUGCCGAGUCCUUCACAUCAGCUGAUGGUCGUUAGAUGGAGGUAACUCCUAAGCACUGAACUAGAGCUGUAAGUUUUAUCAAGUUGGUGUCAGUUGCUCUAUUUUCUGCUACGCUUAAUCGAAUCACGCAUUUUCUUUUGGUUAUUGCACACCGUAAAUACAAGGUUAAGAGUCAACCACACAGCAAGCUUCUGGGAUUUGUUAUUCGAGCCAUGAUAACUGUCUCAUGGUGUAGAUAGAUAGUUGUUAUCUUCACUUUUGCACUUGGGUCUUCCUUAAUACAGAAUUUGCUUGUUACUUUAGCUAUUUCUGUAAAGAAUUCAUGGUCAUUUGCUAUUUGAGUUCCUUGAUUCAUGUCA